This is a messenger RNA of Fusarium sp. VM40, 1110 nucleotides long. The record is from the annotation of a GenBank genome assembly. NCBI's taxonomy places the organism in Eukaryota, Fungi, Ascomycota, Sordariomycetes, Hypocreales, Nectriaceae.
AUGUCGGCCUCUGUUCCUCCACGUGUUAUCAAUGUUGGUAUUAUCGGCUGUGGUGAGGUCUCUCAGGUUGUCCACAUUCCCACAUUGGUCUCAAUGAGUAGCUGGUUCCACAUCACGUAUCUUUGUGAUGUCUCAGCAGAAUCACUUAGAUAUUGCGCCGGUAAACUGAAUGGAGAUAUUCAAACAACCAGCGAUGCUGCUGAGCUCUGCUCAUCUGAUCGAGUCGAUGCCGUCAUUAUAGCUUCCUCGGAUGAGUACCACACCUCACAUUGCAUUCUAGCCCUUCAGCAUAACAAGCCCGUUCUUGUGGAGAAACCAUUAGCCCUCACGAUGCGAGAUGCCAUGGCUAUUGGCCAAGCCGAGGAGGCCAGUGAGGGCAAAGUUAUGGUUGGGUAUAUGCGCCGUUAUGCUGCGCCGUUCGAGGAUGCAGUACGCGAGAUUGGGGGCAUGGGCAAGAUCUUGUAUGCCCGAGUACGAGAUAUUAUCGGACCUAACUCCUACUUUGUUGGUCAAUCUGGAACCUUUCCGCAAAGGUUUAAUGACUUCUCCGACACUGAUGUCCAAAACAAGGACCAAAGAGCCGAGCAGAUGAUCCACACAGCUCUGCAUGAAGAAUGCGGCAUUGCUGUCACGCCUGAAUCAACUCGCAUGUGGCGUUUACUUGGAAGCUUGGGUUCUCAUGACCUCUCUGUAAUGAGGGAAGCGCUGGGUAUGCCGCAGAAGGUCAUCGGGACCUCUCUUGGAUAUCCCUUUUGGAAUGUUCUCUUCAAGUACGAAAACUUUACAGUCUUAUACGAGUCGGGGCUAGAUAACGUACCGCGUUUCGAUGCUCAUCUUGAGGUAUACAGCUCUAAUAAGACUGUCAGGGUCCAAUAUGACACCCCAUAUGUCAAGGGCUUGCCCGUUACCAUGCAUGUGGCAGAGAAUGCCGAUGGAGCAUAUAAGGAGUCUACCAUUCGCAAGUCUUAUGAAGACCCAUAUACGCAGGAGAUGAAGGCUUUCUGGGAAAUGGCUGCAGAGGGAAAAGCAGCCAAAACGACUGUUCGAGAUGCGAUGCAGGAUCUUGAGCUUUUUGCAAUGGCAAUGCGCUAUGAGUACUCCAAUGCAUAA